Drosophila eugracilis is the source of this 2591-nucleotide messenger RNA. It is a transcript of the gene Ada3, whose product is annotated as transcriptional adapter 3-B. NCBI's taxonomy places the organism in Eukaryota, Metazoa, Arthropoda, Insecta, Diptera, Drosophilidae. Gene Ontology annotation, biological process: regulation of transcription by RNA polymerase II. The record is from RefSeq and is a predicted model, not a curated record. The transcript has a single exon. Gene Ontology annotation, cellular component: SAGA complex. Gene Ontology annotation, molecular function: transcription coactivator activity. Bases 134 to 1801 code for a protein of 555 amino acids.
CGUAAAUAUUCGAUAUCUCAAAACGAUUAAUUUGCAAAGUGAAUGUUUUCUUUAGCCUUUGUGAACACAAACACAAAUCGUUACUCCAAAUUUAACAAGAACCAAUAAUCCGACCAUCUUACAUCCGCGUUCCAUGAGUACGAACCUGAAGAACAUUAAACUGGCCCACUUCGGUGGUACGCCCAGUUCCGCUGGCUUUGGCAUCUCGGCGUCGUCCGGAGGCGCUGGCAAACUGCCCACAAAUGGCACGGGUGGCGGCAAAUCCGCUCCAGCUAGCUCUUUUACGGAAACCGAAGUCCUGGCCACACCAGGUGGUGUCGUUAUACCCAUAAUACGCACUAGAGACGUACCCAAACUACUGCCCACCAUUGCCACUGCGUUGCAGCGCCCUGCAGAUGAUCAUUUGGCCGCUGAAGAUUUGGAUGCUGUUCAAUUAGAGCUAGAACAGAUGCUGUCUAAUGUAGCACUACGGACGCGUGUCCUAAAAACGGAAUACGAUAGUCUUGACAAGGACGAGAAGCGCCAGGAUCGAAGAAAGCAAGAUCGUGUACCAGGAUCGCCACCUUGCCCAGCCAGUAUGCUAAAUGGCCUGCUUGGCAUUGGGAGCAACUCCUCCACGAGUCAGGGAAGUCCACUCGGCGGAGGAGGAGCCUCCUCAUCAAGUCAAUCCAAAAGGAAACGGGACGAGCCAACAGGCGUGCGAAAAAAGCACUCCUCCAUGACUAUUCUGAAGCAACAAGGUGCAACCAGUGGCUCUUCAAAGCACCAAGCCAAGAACAGCCCUCUGGUGCACACCGAUGACAGCAUGGAUUACCUGCCAAACUUAGUGGCGGCGAAUGCCUCAGGUUCUGUGCUGCCACACCACCAGCCGUUGCCCCAGCUUCCCAAAGUGGCAGUACCUAAGAACGACACACCAAACAAAUUCUGGCUGUCCGUUGAGCCGUACUGCAUGCCGUUGACCAACGAGGAUUUGCGUUUAAUUGAUGACCUGUUGGAGCAGUACCGUGGACCUCUGGUGCCGCCAGUGCCCACCCUGGGUCCCCAUUACUCCAUAGCUUGGGCGCAGGAGGAUAUUAAGGCACUUCAGCCAGGUGGAGCACGCAUUAAGUCGCACAAUGCCAGUGGAAUGCUGAAGAAAGCCGAAGGAAUGGUGGAGGAGAGCAUCACCGGUCCGCUGACACAGCGUUUGGUAUCCGCCUUGAUGGAGGAAUCCCUAAUGACGCUGCCCAGCGAACAGGCAGCUGUGGGUGAGCACAGCAACAGCACAACAAGCAGCAGUAACGAGAACACGCAUUCGCACUCGUCAUCCUCGGCAAAUGCAGCAGCUGCUGUUGCUUCUGGAAACUUCCGAUCGCUUGCCAUGAUGAAACAUGGCGUAGGCAUCGAACAGCGCCUAAAGAAGACUCUUAUAGAAAACGGACUGAUCGAUGCCAGUGAAUUUGCAGCCCAUGAGGAUGUGGACGAGGUGCUGCUGGAGAUCAAACGGGUCACAACCGAAAUAAGCUCCAUUGCCCAGUUCAAUAGCGAGGAACUGAAGCGUCUUCGUUCCGCCGCCAGCGAGGAGAUCAAGCGUAUUGCCAUCAAACGAAAAUUGGAUACCGUGGAUCAGGAGAUACUUGAAUGCUAUAAGAGAAUGUUGCAAUAUCGGGCAAAACGGAAGGGUCACACCAUCGAAGAGAAACAGGAGAUCCUACGAUUGACUAACGAACAGCGCCUGUUGGCAGAUCAGUUGGAGCGGAUGCAAAUGCAUCUGCCAUGCAUCGGCGGCACUGGCAGCUCCCUGCUUGAACCCAAGAUGUAGGACAGGACCUUGGCCUGGGGCUGGUGCCAGCUAAUGGCCAUGCAUCAGGCAAAGAGGCAGGUCCGGGACGCUAGCCUCAAGCUGCAGUGUGUCUGAAGGUAUCCUUCCAUGGUAUCCCUCCUCCUCUAAUUCGCCUCCUUCCUUUUCGCCAGACUGUACAUUAGCAAAGAUAAUUACCCUUUAGUAUGUAGUAUUUACAGCCCACAGUGUGGAUGGUUAUGAAAUCGAAUCGAAAGCUAUCUUCGAGUAUUUUCUAAUAACUAUCUACCCUGUAUUCUAAUCUUUGUCGCCAGACUGUACAAAGAUGUAUCCUUUAGUAAGUAAAGUUCACUAUAAAAUUGUAUUUAGUUAUUAAAAUAAGAUAUUCAAGUGGCGGAAAGUAACUUUUGGUUAAUCCUAAGCUGCGCUUUUAUGAAGUCCCUAGAGUUUGGUAGGCAUGAAGUUUAGCUUAACACCAAAGUAAACACGAAAUAUGUAUAUAUUUCCUUGAUCAUUAUACCAUACUCUCAAAUUUUCGAUUGUAAUUAAUGUAACUUAAAGAUUCACACAUGUUAUAUGCUAGAUUUGAAUUUGUAAAUAGAAAUUGAAUAUUGAUUGUAAUAAGCUCCAUGUUUGCUAGAAUUACCCACAAAUUACUAUCCGUCUAUAUGAAUCAGAAGUUUUUUUUUUCUGUUUUUCACAAUUAUAAAUAUUGAUCAACCCUAUUUAACACUUCCAAAUACAUACAUACAUACACUUUGUAUAGCUUAAGUUAUCUCGAGGCAAUAAAGCUGUCACUAUUGAAAGUAAA